This is a messenger RNA of Chondrus crispus (carragheen), 393 nucleotides long. RefSeq lists its product as hypothetical. The transcript has a single exon. Gene Ontology annotation, cellular component: nucleosome. Lineage: Eukaryota; Rhodophyta; Florideophyceae; Gigartinales; Gigartinaceae. The record is from RefSeq and is a predicted model, not a curated record. The coding region runs from base 1 to 393 and encodes 130 amino acids. Gene Ontology annotation, molecular function: DNA binding; structural constituent of chromatin.
AUGGCCGAGACGAAACAAACAGCGAGGAGGAGUACCGGCGGCAAGGCUCCAAGGAAACGGAUUGCGCUGCACGCUGCACGCCAAACGUGUGUCGGUAGAGAAAUGAUGAUGUUCGAACUCUCGUCGAGUCCGAACAUUGAGAAGGGCAUGCGGACCCCCGCUUCUCCAGUUGAUAGUGCCAACUUGCACAUCUGGUUAAGAGGGCGUAGCCGUCGCUAUAGCGUCACGGCUCAGGAGUUUGUACAACUUCUCGGUCAUCACAUCAAGGACUACUUAGUCCGAAGGCCGAAUGUUGAGGUUACCUGUGAAGAUGCGUACUGGCUCGGCCUACCCGAGUCCGUCGGGGAUGGUAAUCGAUAUCGAACCUUCAGUGAAAACGAAUGGGACAUAUAA